AAAAUGUCUGGAUCGGACUUUGAUGAUGUUUAUUUUUCUGCAACGGAGCGAACAAACUUCCAGCCGUUACUUAAUCGACUGAGAUCUUUUGAGAAAACAGUCGCUCGCUCUUUUCGUCAAUUUGAAGAAAGAUUAAAUGUUGUAGAAGAAAAUGUAAAAACUAAUAAAAAUGGACUUUCUGGAACAAAAGGAUCGGUUACUAAGCUCCGAAAUUCUUUAAAAACUAUGGAAAAUUUUGUUAAAGAAAAAUUAAACCAAAAUAUAAAUUUUGAGGAAAACCAAUCGGAAGAUGAACCUAAAAUCGAUCUAGAAGUGAAAGUUGGGGAUCCUUUCCUUAAUAAUGGGAGUUUUAUCCCUCAUUACGAUGGAAAUCCGUCCAUUUCAUUCUCGAAAUGGAUAGAAAAAUUCAAAGACAUUUUAACGCUGCUGACUACCCCAUUGACGGAGGCACAAAAACUAGCUCGUUUAAGAUUCUGUUUGGAUGGCCAGGCAAGGACUUUAUAUGAUUCGAUAGAUCCCGCUCCAAAUACGUUGGAAGAAGCGAUUCAAUUUUUGAAAACUCGCUUUGAAAAUGGGAAUACCAAAAUUAUAGCAAGACAGGCCUUGUCUAUUUGUAAGCAAGCGCCAGGUGAACCUGUCUUUGAUUUUUCGAAUAGACUGAAUGAAGCAGUUAGAGCUGCUUUAAGCGGAGAAAAUGAGCAAACCAUUAAAAAGAGGCUUUUAGAGGAAUUCCUGGACCGUAUAACGCCAGAGCUACAAUUUCAGGUUAAAGCACAAAGGCCUACGGAGUAUGUUUCGGCUUAUGAAUUGGCUCUGCACUUUGAGCUUUUGCUGGGUGAUAGAAAACGUGCGAAUAUUUCCAGUGCAGAUCUCGCCGAAAAAGUAGAUGCUUUAACAAUUAAUAAAAAUAAACCUGAUGUUAUUACCUGUUAUUGUUGUAGGCGUCCAGGUCAUAUAGCACGUAACUGUCCUGAGAAUCAGGGAAACUUUAAUAGAAACUAUAGAAGAAACAAUAAUUACAAUCCACGAAAUAACUACAAUGCGAGAAAUUAUGAUAAUAGACAGAGAUAUUAUCAGAACAGAUCAAAUUACAAUCCCAAUUACAAUGGAGGCCAUAGAAAUCAUUACAGUAAUUCGAAUUACCGCCAGAACAAUUAUGAGCAAUAUGAAGGUCAAAGACGUAAUAAUUACAGAAAUUAUAAUAAUAGCAAUCAAUAUACCUCUAAUUCGAGAGACAGUAGUAGAUCUUCUGGUAGUAGACGUGUUAAAUCUGAGCGUAGAUCAAGUCCGUCUAUUAGAGUUAUUAGUCCACUUCUCCUUGCUUUACUUGCCUUAUUAUCAGUUUUUAGUGGAACGUUAGCUCAUAAUCCAAUGAUUUGCUUAAAUGAUGCUCCAAAAUCUUUAUGGAAGUUUCCAGAUACAAAUUAUCCGAACUGGCAGCCAACAGCAGAAUUAACACACGAAAUUAUAAAACUUACGAGUAAAAGUUCUGUAUGGCAGAAUCCCAGUUCAAGAUCAGAAGCAUUUGCUAGCAACAUUAUUGCUAAAUGCCUUUUUGCUUUUCUUACUGGAGGUAUUUUUCCAAUUAACAUAGUUGUGGUAUUUGCUUUCUGUUGCUACGUUACACUAAAAUUUGUAUUGCCAGCAAUAUUGGCCCAAACAAUUGGCUAUCUAAAUAUUGGCGAGAGAAUUUACCAAUACACCUCUACUAAGAAAGGAGCCAAAAAGAUUGAGAAAUUUAAAUUAAAUAAUUUUAAAAUAAAAACGGCAAAUAAAGAUAAAUUAGUGCCGAUUGGAGACAGAUGGCCCUAUCAAAACUUUGGAGAAGAAAAUCCUAAAAAUAAGUUAGUUGAAGUAAUGACAGCUGGCCAUCAAUGCGAUGAGAAUAUGCGUGUACUUGUAGAAAUUAAUGGACAAAAAUUAAUUUGUCUUUUGGAUACAGGAGCUCAUAUUUCUUUAGUUGGUAAUAAAACAGCUAAAAGAUUAGGAAUUACAGACUUAUAUCAACCAGAUUGCAGCGGAGUUAUAGGAAUUGGAAAUAAAGUUAUACCCGCUAUUGGUCAAUCUGAGAUAAUAUUAAAAAUAGCAAAUAUUCCAAUUAAAACAAAAUUAACAGUGGUGAAUGAUGUGUUGAGUAACAAUGGAACAUAUAGUGUGAUAAUCGGAAGAGAAUCUCUCAAGAAGAUGCCCCUCUUACUUAAUUUAAUGACGGGAGAAUUAAUAAAUAGUGAUAAAUUAAAAAAUAAUCUGCAAAAAUUAAUAAAUUGCUCACUUCCUCUGAAAGAGCAAUCCGGAGAGAAUCUAUAUAGAAUAGAAGAUAAAUAUGGUUCAGAACGUAUUUCACGUAGGGACCAAAUGAGGAUCCGCAGAGGCGGUCUCCGAAAUAAACCAACCUUUUAGGUUGAGAAAAUUCUUUUAAAAUCUUAUGUAUAUAUCUCCCCACCAUAUUUAAUAUUUUUUCCAUUUAUUCUCCUUUACUAUUAUUUAUUGUUCACUGCUUUUUCAUCUAAUUAUUGUUGUCUUAAUUUAAAAAAAAAUGUAACUUCAUCAUUUAAAAUGACUACAAUGGAAAUUCAUCAAAUUUUGGGAAACAACACUACUAUUGGAGAGGGAGGAGAUGGAUGAAAAAA
Messenger RNA from Meloidogyne enterolobii, 2630 nucleotides. NCBI's taxonomy places the organism in Eukaryota, Metazoa, Nematoda, Chromadorea, Rhabditida, Meloidogynidae. The record is from the annotation of a GenBank genome assembly.